This is a messenger RNA of Varanus komodoensis (Komodo dragon), 1799 nucleotides long. RefSeq names its product replication termination factor 2 (gene RTF2). Gene Ontology annotation, cellular component: nucleus. Bases 69 to 983 code for a protein of 304 amino acids. The transcript has 9 exons. Gene Ontology annotation, biological process: mitotic DNA replication termination; site-specific DNA replication termination at RTS1 barrier. Lineage: Eukaryota; Metazoa; Chordata; Lepidosauria; Squamata; Varanidae. The record is from RefSeq and is a predicted model, not a curated record.
CUCGGUGACCGGACCUUCCUUUGUUUUGCGGAGACCCGGAAGUGCGGCGAGGGAGGCUUGGGGGCGAGAUGGGUUGUGAUGGGGGAACCAUCCCGAAGAGGCACGAGCUGGUGAAGGGGCCGCGCAAGAUCGAGAAGGUUGAUAAAAAUGCCGAAUUAGUGGCCCAGUGGUACUACUGCACUCUAAGUCAAGAAAAAUUAAGCCGGCCUAUAGUAGCAUGUGAACUUGGCAGGUUAUAUAACAAGGAUGCAGUCAUUGAAUUUUUGCUGGAUAAGUCUUCUGACAAAGUCCUCGUGGAGGCUGCAUCCCAUAUUAAGAGUAUUAAGAAUGUCAUAGAAUUGAAUCUGACAGACAAUCCAGCUUGGACCGGUGACAAAGGAAACACAAAAGGGGAUAAAUAUGAUGACAUCCAGAGUGCACAAUUUAUUUGUCCUAUAGUUGGGUUGGAAAUGAAUGGGAGACAUCGGUUUUGCUUCCUGCGCAACUGUGGAUGUGUAUUCUCUGAACGUGCUCUCAAAGAAAUUAAAACUGAAACAUGUCAUAGAUGCGGGAUUCCUUUUCAAGAUGAUGAUGUGAUUGCACUUAAUGGUACUAAAGCAGAUGUAGAAGUCCUGAAGAAAAGAAUGGAAGAGAGAAGGCUUAAGAGUAAAACUGGGAAGAAAUCCAGGAAAUCCAAAGCAGUGGAGACCAUUGUGAAAUCCGAAGCUGAUGAUGAUUCGUGCAGUUCAUCUCAAGUAAAUACUGGAAAGGAUGCCACAAGCAUGAAAUCUGGAGAAAAGAGAAGCAAGGGUGCAGUCAGUGAAAGCGUGUCAUCUUCACUUGGAAAAAGCAGCAAAAAUCCAUCUGGGCCUCCCAAGCGGCCUAUUGCAAGCAAUGAAGAGAAAUCAGAAGCAUACAAGUCUAUUUUUACUUCUCACAGCUCUGCCAAACGCUCUAAGGAAGAAUCUUCAAAUUGGAUUACACAUACAGCCUACUAUUUCUGAAAUGGAAAAGUGAUCUUGAUUUCUAGCAAGCCCUGUCCUUUCCCACUGUGCUGUUCUUCCUCUUACAAGGGAAUUCUUUUUUACUUUAUAUUGGGCAGUUUGCAAACAAUUUAAGACAUCGGCCAAUAUAGCAUUGUACAGAUAGUUAAGAUAGGGCCUGGGUUUUGGUUUUUGUUCAAGAGAAGUGAGCACCAUGAUCAUUCCCUGUUGCCCUUUCUCUCUAGGGACAAAGCCUGAUUCUUCCGUUGGUCCUGGUCAUUGUGAAUAAUUGGGUGGUAUAUUAUCUCAGUCGUACAGAAGUGGAAUGCUGACCUGACUGCAGAGGCUUCACGGGUGCCAUGUGAUACCAACAGCAUGUUGCCCAGCCCUGCUUUAGUCAGGCGUGUCAGGCUGGGGACCUGGAUUACUAAGGGUGGAGGCCAGCAGCCACCUGGGGAGGUUUCAGCCUGUGGAACACCUUCCACCAGCCCCUUUCCCAAAUGUGAGGUGUCAGUAGGAUGUCCUGGUUCCACAGCAGAUGCAAUCCACUCAUGUUUUUUGAGGCAGCUGUGGGAUGAUGAACCAGACACAAAAGCAUUGUGGGCUCUUCUUGGCUUGGACACCUGUAAUGCUAUCGUUCUUACCAAAUUCUUACCAAAUUCUGUGAUGCUGCUAAAGGUUUUGUGUUUUCAUUCUUCCAGGUUGUCCAAGUAGCAAGGCUUCUGUAAUUUUCUGACAUCUUGUGCUUAACCAGUAAAAACACAAUCUGAUACUGUCUCUUUUAAUGUAUUGCACAGUUAAUCACUAUUAAAUCCAGUACACUUUCACCUUUUAAAA